AUGGAGCUCGGGUCCGCCGAAGUCGAGGUCCGCCACGAUGCGACGCGUGGCCGCGGUGUCUACGCGAAGGCUGCGCUGCCAGCCAACCAAGUCGUGCUCAAAGAUUCGCCCAUCUCGGUCGCAUCAGCCCACGAAGUCGACAGCGACGACGACAGCGACGACGAGACCGAGACCACGCCGCCGCUUGUCUGCUGCGUCUGCAAGCGCUUCGUUGGCUCAGUGCCAUUGCAGCUGCAUUACCUUGCCGGUAGCUUCCAGCUUCUCUCGGGCAUGUGCAGUGACGAGCGCUGUGUGCAACCGUUGCCAGCGUCGGUUCAGGCCAUGACCGCGCAGCCAAAUCUGCCCAACAUGCCACCCGCGUCGACACCAGUCUACUUGACCAAGUUCAAGGGUGAUAAGCUGCCGAGCGUCGUCUGCUCGAAGCUCUGUGGCGACAUUCUACAUGCGCAGCCUACGAACGUCUUUUCUUCGACCUUCCAGCGGAGCGAGCCUUUCCAAACACACAACGCAGAGCUCAAGCACCUCUCUCUCGUCACAGCCAUCCUCGCGCGUAUCUACUACCGACUCUACGUACAAGCGCGGUCGUCGGGCACUCUCGACUGGGAAGCCGCCGUCCACGAUAUUUUGCACCUCGAAGAGUGUCCCUUGCUUGCCAAGAUGAUCGACGCGGACGUCGCGUCAGCCGCGCAUGCGUACGUGCUGCGUGCGUUCUCUUCCAAGUCCAAAGUCUUUGCUGUGUUCCAAGCCCACGUCGACUUGAACUUUUUCGUGGGGCUCCUCGGGCGGGCCAAGGUCAACGCUGUUGGUGUCGAUGUCCCGUCGCCCAUUGUGCCCUACUUUCUCUCGUGCGAGGGCGAUCCCGCUGCAAAGGCGGACCUGGUCGCCCAAGCCGCGCCGCUGCUGGAGCGCGUGCUCCAGAAGCUGUGUCACAUGGGGGACGCAGACGAGUGCGACUCGGAAGUCGAGUCAUCGGAAGACGACGAAUCAGAGGACGAGUCCGAUGACGCUUCGGACAACGCGACGGAUGCGACAGACGCCACGGACGCCACGGACGACCGGAAGCGAGCAACGUCAAACGACGACGGCAAUGGCUCGGACGACGAAGACGAGGACAUUCAUUUUGUGUGGUCCACGGCGGACGACAGCUGCGACAUUGAGUUCAAUUCGUCGGCGUUCCCGUCCAUGGAUGGGACCGCACUCUUCCCCCGCUUUUCGAUGCUCAACCACUCGUGCGCGCCCAACUGCGGCUUCACGUACGUCAACGAGACGGACAUCACGGUCUUCACGACGCAGGACGUUGCUCCUGGCGACGAGCUCACCAUCUCGUACAUCGAGCGCCACGCACCAGUGGGUGCGCGCCAAGCCGACCUCCGCUCCCGCUACAACUUUACGUGCACGUGUGUCCGUUGCACGGCCGAGCUCGCCGAGUCCAAGCGCGGCAAAGGCAAGCGAAAGCUCCAGGACGCCACGGACCAACCUCGCAAGAAGAUGGCACCAUAG
Saprolegnia diclina VS20 is the source of this 1500-nucleotide messenger RNA. RefSeq lists its product as hypothetical. The record is from RefSeq and is a predicted model, not a curated record. Gene Ontology annotation, molecular function: protein binding. Gene Ontology annotation, cellular component: nucleus. NCBI's taxonomy places the organism in Eukaryota, Oomycota, Saprolegniomycetes, Saprolegniales, Saprolegniaceae. The coding region runs from base 1 to 1500 and encodes 499 amino acids. The transcript has a single exon.